AUGGGCUUCUUCACCGGCUUUGCCAGCGGCUUUGCCUUCACAACCUCAGUCCUCUUCAUCACCGUCCAAGUUCACCGCUCAACGCGCAUAGAACAGCGCAAAGCCAUCCGCGCCCAGGUCGACCAAAUCGACUGGCUGACCUCUUCCAUUGGCGCCUAUGACCGCCGCAAUCUACCAGCAGAUGUUCCACGGCGGCGCCGUGAAGAGGUAGAGGCUCAAAAUCCAUCAGUGCCAACCAUGAAGGAGAUCCUGAAACAGACGUGGAACACGGAACUCGAGGUCUUAACGCGAAAGGCAUAUGAGACAAGAUGGGAGGACGUGAGAAACGCUGCUACUGAGGGUUGGAAGGCUGCUGCGCGUGUGAUUAAGCGGGAAUAA
Messenger RNA from Penicillium arizonense, 378 nucleotides. RefSeq names its product MICOS complex subunit Mic12 family protein. The transcript has 2 exons. Gene Ontology annotation, biological process: cristae formation. Bases 1 to 378 code for a protein of 125 amino acids. Gene Ontology annotation, cellular component: MICOS complex; mitochondrial crista junction. The record is from RefSeq and is a predicted model, not a curated record. NCBI's taxonomy places the organism in Eukaryota, Fungi, Ascomycota, Eurotiomycetes, Eurotiales, Aspergillaceae.